AUGGCAUCUACGUUCGUCGGGAACUCGACUUCGAUCCAGGAAAUGUUCAGGAGAGUGAGCGAGCAGUUCACGGCUAUGUUCAGGCGUAAGGCGUUUCUGCAUUGGUACACAGGAGAAGGGAUGGACGAGAUGGAGUUCACUGAAGCUGAGAGCAACAUGAACGAUCUUGUCGCUGAAUACCAACAGUACCAAGAUGCUACAGCUGAUGAAGAAGGUGAGUACGAGGAUGAAGAAGAAGAAGAAGAAGUUUACGAAUCUUGA
Molecule: messenger RNA, 261 nt
Organism: Thlaspi arvense
Lineage: Eukaryota; Viridiplantae; Streptophyta; Magnoliopsida; Brassicales; Brassicaceae
Source: the annotation of a GenBank genome assembly